UCGAUUGCCCAAAAGGGGCAAUAAGAGCUCAAGGGUAUUUUCAUAAUAGUAAUUUGAACAAAUUACUGAACUAUCGGAAUCAAGAUCAAGAUGAUAAUUCACUGCUACAUAAAGCUGUUUUUGCAAAUAACACCGAUGCGAUAAAUACACUUCUUGUAAAUGAUGUGAAUUCUCUUGCUAUAAAUAAUAAGGAUCAGACUCCUUUUGCAUUAGAUGGUAUAAGCUUAAGUGCAAAAAGCGUGCUAACUGAGGGUAUAAGAGAGCAAUCUAAGCGAUAUAAAGAAAAUACCAUGGCAAUGCCUCAAUUGCUUUUACUCCUGGUUUUCUCUACUAUUGGAGUUGGUGCUGAUAUAUGUCUAUUACUAGGUGAUAGAACCAAUUCUUGUCGCAUUGCGGUAGUAAUAG
This is a messenger RNA of Cinara cedri, 405 nucleotides long. Lineage: Eukaryota; Metazoa; Arthropoda; Insecta; Hemiptera; Aphididae. The record is from the annotation of a GenBank genome assembly.